Molecule: messenger RNA, 651 nt
Organism: Cladophialophora psammophila CBS 110553
Lineage: Eukaryota; Fungi; Ascomycota; Eurotiomycetes; Chaetothyriales; Herpotrichiellaceae
Exons: 2
Coding region: 1-651 (216 amino acids)
Source: RefSeq, a predicted model, not a curated record
AUGACAACUAACGCUGCUCCCGGGGUAAUCGAAGUUCUCACAAAAUGGCACUGGGGUGGGAACUUUGGGCGGACCCGUCCAAUGGAGAGCAUAGAGCAAAAGUACAAUUUCCUUGACACGCUUGUGAGCAGGAAGGGAGCUUUGCGAUUCCUGAUUUAUUCCUCCAAACUGAUAAAUGCACUUCGGGCAGUGAUUGAUUAUUAUCCAGGCCAGGAUCUAUUAGGCGACGUGGUUGAGUUUAACGAGCCAUUCAUCUUUCUCGUUCAUCACUGGGACAAGCUCGAACAAUACAAGACCAACCACCCUCCACAACACACGGCAGAAUACCAGAAAGAAUGCAACGAGCACAUUGACCUCCUUCUCGGGUUGCUCGACAAGUAUGUGGGUCCGGAGGUCAGAAGGGAGAAACACAGACAUGACCAAGGAGUCGCCACAUUUGAGUAUCUCUGGAUGCUUUUCAAGCCAGGCGAGAGGCUAUUUGUCAAGGACCGAGUAUCCAAGACCUUAAACUCUUGUCUUCUAGACAGAAUCAAAGGCGGCGUUGUUGAUCGCAAGGAGAAACCUUACCAUCUUUCAACUUGGGAUAUCAUAAGGAUACUAAGGCAGAGAAGAGCGCACGAGAUGGAAGAACCCUCCAGGAACAAACCGUAG